ACGGCUAACUGUCAGAGUGAGUAUCCCACUCUCCUUGCUUUUGUCCGACACAUGAGGGACGUGGCGGGGACAAUUCCACUCGCCCAGCUCAUCUCCGCCGACAUGAUGUGCAACACAACCAACCGGAGUUUCCGAAUGCAGCUCGCGGCCAUAAUGGAGAAGCUGACCAAGACGGCCUUGGUGGAGAUCGGAAACCUGGCGGACGAAUGCUCCUCCGUCCUCCUGGGCGAGAUUUCCCUGCACAAAAGCGAGAACGAGGCCCUGAAGAGGAGGUGUUACUCCCUGGAGGUGCAGCUGAGGGCCGCCCGGGAGGCGCACUACUACCCCGCACACGUCAACAGCGUCAGUCGGAGGAUUCCGGAAAGUCAAGAGGCUCAUAAAUCUGCAGACCAUCAGCAGGACGCCCCGUCCAUCGAUGGCGUCUUCGGGAAGGACUGGUGCAUGGACCUUUGGCGAGACGACAAAAGAGUCACCCCUCAGAGGAAAGACCCGGUGGAGCCUGUCGCCAUGUCCAGCAUGGCACCAGAGGUGUUGGAUAUCAUAGACAGAGAACCCGAUCUCAUCUUCGUCAAGGAGGAAAUUUAUGACGAUCAUCCACUUGGGCAGCAGAUGAGGGUGACGGAGAGCAGGAAAGAUGUGGGGAUGGUGGAGACCCAAAGUUCUCUCCACCGAUCCGUGAGUGAGCUGCAGCUUCACUCGGAGGAUUUGUCCACCUUCCCCUUGAUGGUGGACGCACAAGCGCAGCGCUCGCAGCCCAGCAUUAUGGACAAGCUGAUCGAGGACGCGGCGAUGAGCACGAUGCUGGACAACACAAACCCUCCCGCCACGACCAGCGACUACGCCGACUACACAAACAGCGCCGUCGUCGCUGCCAAAGAUCUCAUCAGCUUUCCACUAAAACCCACAAGACCAAUGAAGCACUUCCAGUGUCUUUUCUGCGGUAAAGUCUUCAACUAUCUAAGCAGCCUAAAAGUCCACAUCAGACGCCACUCGGGCGAAAAACCUUUCAGCUGCACGGUCUGCGGCAAGUGCUUCGCCCAGAAGACGUACCUGAAGCUUCACCAGCGCGUCCACUCCGGAGAGAAACCCUACAGCUGUCUGAGCUGCGGCAGAAGCUUCUCCCAGAAAAGCUCGCUGAACAUUCAUUUUCGGACGCACACGGGAGAGAAGCCGUACAGCUGCGUGGACUGCGGGAAAUGUUACGCCUACAAGUACGGUUUGAACCACCAUCAGUGUUUCACCCACGUCGACACCAACACCACCUAGACUGCAGCAGAUGUUCUUCCAUGGGAUUUCCCGAGGAGUGUUAAGGCCACACUGAAAAAAUAAAUACAUACAAUUACAAGAAUAAAGCCGUCAUUUUACAAAGAGGAAGGAAGUAUAUUAGUAAGAAUAAGUUCAAACUGUAAAUAAAAUAAUGUAAGAAAAAAAUUGACUGGGGGUAAAAACGUGUAAUUCCAAUGAGAAAAAAGUGGUAAUAGAAUUAUUUCCUCAGAAUCAAAAACAAUUUUACUAUAACUACAUUGCAAAAAUAUGUUAAAAUGUCAUACAAAAAUAAUGAACUUGUAAUGUUAACAGAAAAUCUCAUAACAUUUUUUUUUUACAAAUUAAGAAUGUUUAAAAAAUAAUGAGAAUUAAGAAUGUUGUAUGAAAAUUUGAAAAACCUUAAAAAUAAUGAUCAUUUACAGUAAAUUACAUGGAUUAUAACAUGAGUUUAUUUUAAAAGAACGAAAACAAGUUUGCAAGAAUUUAUAUUACAACAAUUGAAGAAGUCGGGAUGUUACUGGAUUAAAAAUAAUACAAAAAAUAAAUUUUUGCAAAAGCCAAACACGUAAAUGUACUGAGAAAAAAGUUGACUGGGGAAAAACGUGUAAUUCCAAUGAGAAAAACGAGCAAAAAAAAUAUAACAGAUUUAUUUCCUCAGAAUUAAAAACAAUUUUACUGUAACUACAUUGUAAAAAUAUGUUAAAAUGCCAUACAAAAAGAAUAAAGUUGUAAUGUUACCAGAAAAACUCAUUAACAUUUUUUUUUUUUUUUUUCAAAUUAAGAAUGUUUAAAAAAUAAUGAGAAUUAAGUUGUAUGAAAAUGUGAAAAAACAUGAAAAUAGUGAUCAUUUACAGUAAAUUACAUGGAUUAUAACUUGAGUUUAUUUUAAAAGAACAAAAACAAGUUUGCAAGAAUUGUUAUAUUACAACAAACAAUUGAAGAAGUCGGGAUAUUACUGGAUUAAAAAUGAUUU
Messenger RNA from Nerophis lumbriciformis (worm pipefish), 2239 nucleotides. RefSeq lists its product as uncharacterized. Gene Ontology annotation, molecular function: DNA-binding transcription factor activity, RNA polymerase II-specific; RNA polymerase II cis-regulatory region sequence-specific DNA binding. Gene Ontology annotation, biological process: regulation of transcription by RNA polymerase II. NCBI's taxonomy places the organism in Eukaryota, Metazoa, Chordata, Actinopteri, Syngnathiformes, Syngnathidae. The record is from RefSeq and is a predicted model, not a curated record.